Molecule: messenger RNA, 3861 nt
Organism: Solanum dulcamara
Lineage: Eukaryota; Viridiplantae; Streptophyta; Magnoliopsida; Solanales; Solanaceae
Exons: 8
Coding region: 3267-3650 (127 amino acids)
Source: RefSeq, a predicted model, not a curated record
UUACAGCAUGCUGCAGGUCAGUGGAUUCGUUUGGAAUCGUUUGGAAGAACUGCGUGAGAAGGUCAUGCCUGAAAUUGGUUACCAAUUACUACACAACUAUGCUGACCAAAUUCAAAAUUGGGGUUGGAUCUGCAACAUUCAUUCUCAAGCAUCAAGAUCAUUUACCAGGGUACUUUUAUCUUUUGUUCCAUCACUUUGUGACCGUCUAGUGGAGUAUAUUCUUAUGUAGAAAUUGAGGCCCAUGUCAAAAUAAAUGUGCGUCCCUUUUUACAUAGUCAAGGAUUAUGAUCUUUUGUUUGAUUCUAGCAUUUAUCUUCGUUGAGCAUUACACUCAUUGUCAUGUUCUACAGCGUGCUACAGAUGAGCAAAUUUGUUUGGAAGAACUGCUUCAGAAGGUAAUGGUUGUUUAAAAACUCAUUGAUGUGUUAUUUCAAUGUGGAGUCUGUAACUUAGUGAAUUAUCAGGUCCUUUCUGGACAAAAGAGAACAACAACCUAUCUUGAUUCCGAGCAAGAAUUGGUACAUUUUUGGUCAUCUAAUGUGAAAUAGCUUUGCAUUGUGCCGCUUGGUUUGUGGGGAAGACUUGAAACUCUUUAUAAUAGGUAACUUUGAUCUUUGAGUCUUUGACCAUACUAUUAUGCUGACCCAAUUUAAAACUGGGGUUGGAACUUGGAUCUGCGACAUUCAUUGUCAAGCUUCAAGAUCAUUUACCAGGUAAGUUACGGAUCUUUGUUUAGAUUUUCAUCACAACCAGUCUACAGAACUCGAUAAAAUUGCCAUUUACCUGAAAUUCCAUUCCACUAAAUUUUGCAACAUUCAUUGAAGUUGAACCUAACACUAGCAUGAAGUUAUAUGUUUUGGUUAAAGCAGGAACUUAAAUCUGAUUCACAAGCAACCAACAUCUGUCACACUUCUUGCGUUAACAUUCUCUAAUACUUGUCUCUGUCAUAUUAUACGUUCAAAAAGUUAAGUACAUGUAAACCAUUUGCAAAUCAGUCGUAUAUGGGAAAGGUAAUUCAGUACUGAUUGUAGUUGUUAAUACAGGAUUAGGAAGUGACAUCAACUAAUAGGAAAUAAGAAUUGGGAUUGGGAAUUAUUGGGAAUAAAGCUACACUGUAUAGUAAAUACACAAGGGCUGGGAGAGAUUGCUCACCUACAUUCUCGAACCUUUUACUACACUUUAGAGCUUAUUCUCUUUAGCGAUCCUGUUCCUCCCUCUGAAGGAAAUAUGCCUACCUAAGUAUGGAAAACAAUGCAUGAACAACACUUCUUCUCAGACUAGUUAUUCCAUUCUGAGGUAUCAAUACCACAGUUUAUAUCAGUUCUGUGCUCCAUCUUGUUGAAAGCAAGAAGGAUUUUUGAGGGUUUAAGGCUUUCAAGUGUCAUUUGUGCACAUGGUCUCUUAAGGUCCAUUUUAUGUUUUAAUUGGGUUGAUUAUAGCAAGUGAGUUAUGAAUUGUUACUUCUAAGGGAAUUUUUUUUGUUCUAAUACCAUCAAUAACAAGACAAUGCUAGAGAUUCUCUUAUUGAAUUUUGAGGCCUUGAAAAUCGAAUAGCUUCCAGCUAUUCCAACUUAUUUUAGAAAACUAUUCAUGACAUCUUUCAUGUUUUAGGAAAUACUCCACUGGCUAACAAGAUUCUUUUGCAUGUGUUUGAUAAGAAAAUGGUUGUUUUCUUGUUACCACAAGAUUCGUGUAUUUUGGGCAUUAGUGUAACUGAUGUGGAUCUGUAAGAAUUUCUUCGACAGAUUAGUCCAUUGAUACUAACUAGCUCUCAUAUUUCACUCCUUCAUUUACUUAACCCUAAUCUUCCUCAUGUGGAAUCUUACUUGUGUUCUUGCGUACAUGCUGUGUCAUGUUCUUUGAAUAAUGUAUUUGCAUUGCAACCCACUUAACUAACUCCCCUGUUUUAACGUUACUCCCUUCCUCCAAUUAACGCCUCCCUUUAAUUUAUUCCACCCCUCUCAUUUUUCUUUUGAUUAUACAUCGACAAGAACCGGAGGAGAUGAAGCCAAAUGCGACCAACGAAAUUCUGAAAGAUAGUGCUUUUAUACGUUUUUCCUUUAUACGUUAUCCUUAGACAAACUUUUGUUAUUCACUUCUUCUAUUAGUUUUCUAUUUCAAUUUCCUCUUACAUCAAUAGCUUACUCAAAGAUGAAGACAAAUGUAUAGUUGUUUAUACUUCAAGCCACUCUAUGAGAUCAUUGCUAUGUGGAAUCCAUUCGGCGCCAAGUUAAGGUAAACUAUUUAGGUGAGAUUUGUUCACAGUUUUAAAAAAUGACUUUUCUAACUUAGAGUUUGACUAUUUGCGUUAUCCAAAAAGGUGAUUGGUUUAGGUUACUUCUCUAUUUUUUAAUUCUGAUAACGUAAUAGGAAGCUCCUACAAUCGUUUGACCAAAAAAAUAACUUCAUUCGUUCAAAUUGAAGUAAUCUUUACAAAAAUGUAUGUAUAAAGAUAAAACAGACGAACAAGGUGAUUUUUGAUGAUGUUGAAAGUUGAUAUAUAUGUGUCUGUCUGGUUUAAAUUCAAGAGGUUUUGGAAGUUUGUGAGUUUAGAUGCUAUUUGCUUUAUUAAAAGCUAGCAAAAUCUAGCAGUUACUAUGCUUUUCAUUAGGAGCUUAAAAGGAUUUAGUUUCUUUCUAGAAAAAGAAACAUCGAUGGUCUUACCGUUCUUAGUUUUAUUGAUAAAUAUUAGUGUUUUGUAGUGAUGAAUGUUGAGGUUCAAGAAAUAAUGUUGUUCCUUCUCUAUUUAUCCUGUAUUUAAAUCACUAUAUUGCAUUCAUGAUCAUUAUAUUCUUCUCAGUUGAAAUGAAUCACCCUUCCCUCACUGUAUUCAUUUAUUAUGUUAUUGUUUAAGUUGGUUUACAUAGCAUGAUUUGUACAUGUAUGGAGAAAUCCUCAGCAUUCUCUAACAUUGAAUGAAAGGAGCAAAAACCGCACUGGAUCAGGUGCUGGAAUACUUUCUGAUUUACUGCCCAUCUGUAGCUAUUUUAGUAGAUUAGUGUAGAGAUUCCACACAUUAGUGCUUUUAUGCAGUUUAUAUUGCAAUCACAUUUCUUUUGAUUAAUUUACUACUGUUAAUUGCAAAAGGAUAUAGACUCACUUAAUCCUAAAUACAGAUUUGUAAAUGUAUGAAUUAUAAUACUCACAUAUCUUCUCUGUUCCUCCAGCGUAUCUCUUUAUAGAAGCAAGUCUCUGGUUGGUAUUUCGUGAACACGUCGCUUGGAUUAGUUUCUAUGUGGAAAUAGUUGCUUGAAAAUCCAAAUAAAAUGAACAGGCACCUCUAUUUAUCUGGUAACGGGAGAUUUGAAGCUCAAUUCGGUGAGGGGUUAUCUUGUAUGAUUUCACAAGGGUUGUUGCGGAGUUGGUUUUCAACAGCCUCGAUGUUGGUUUCACCAAGGUAUGUGUUGCUAUAUGUAUUGGGACCUACUAUGUUAAGGUGGAUGACAAUGGUAUCUGUUGUUAUAGGCAUUGGGAUCUGCUAUGUUAAGUUCUCUGUUGUUAUAGGCAUUGGGACCUGCUAUGUGAAGGUGGAUGACAAUGGAUCUGGUGUUUCACGAGAUGGACUGGUGCUGAUAAGAGAAAACUAUGGUUAUCUUUUUGCAAAAUGUUGGACUGCCAUCAUCUUUUCUAUUGUAUUGAUGCUGCUGUAAAUAAUCUCUUUUGCUUGACAAGUGACAACUAUGAUGUUCAUAACUUGGAAUGAUUGUUGUAGUUUUUAGGAUUGCAUGCAUUACUCAACUGAUAAGCUGUUUGACGGUUGUGUUCAUUAGUUUUUUAUUCUUUGCAGAUGUUCUUUUAUGUAUUUUUUUGUGGUUUUACUUGUAAUUGGACAAAACUUGUAUGGUUGUACACCACACAAAA